AUGCCCGUUGUUAAGGGCGGCGUUUGGACUAAUGUCGAAGACGAGAUCCUCAAAGCUUCCGUCUCUAAAUAUGGUCUAAACCAAUGGCAACGCGUCUCCUCGCUGCUCGCGCGGAAAUCCGCCAAACAAUGCAAAGCCCGUUGGGCAGAAUGGCUCGACCCAAGCAUCCGCAAGGUCGAAUGGUCCCGUGAUGAGGAUGAGAAGCUUCUUCAUUUGGCAAAGCUCAUGCCGACACAAUGGAGGACUAUCGCGCCAAUUGUGGGAAGGACGGCGACUCAGUGCUUGGAUAGGUAUCAGAAGCUUUUGGACGAGGCGGAAGCUAGGGAAAGCACAGAAUUAGGACUGGCGGGGCCAGAAGGUGGAGAGGCGAGCGCGCCGAGUGCAGAUGAUAUUAGGAGGUUUAGACCGGGGGAGACUGACCCUGACCCCGAGACGAAGCCUGCGAGACCUGAUGCUGUGGACAUGGACGAGGACGAAAAGGAGAUGUUGAGUGAGGCACGUGCUCGUCUCGCUAACACACAGGGUAAAAAGGCGAAACGUAAAGCCCGUGAGCGGCAACUUGAGGACUCACGGCGUCUGGCUGUCCUCCAGAAGCGCCGAGAACUUAAACAUGCCGGUAUUAAUAUCAAGCUCACUCAUCGCCGCAAAGGUGAAAUGGACUAUAAUGCGGACAUCCCAUUCGAGAAGCAGCCAGCGUUGGGAUUCUAUGACAUUGGUGAAGAAGAGGCAAGAAACGAGAGGCAGCGCGCAAACAUCGACCCCCGAAAGGCACUGUCACAUACAAAGCGUAAGGGCGAUCAAGACGAGGAAGCUGAGCGGGGCAAAAGAAGAAAAGGAGGUGAUAAGGACAAGAAUGGCGCUGCGGCGGCAUUCGCAUCCGCAGCAAAGGCUGGACAAUUGCAGAAGAUUAGGCAGGCAGAGCAGCUCAGCAAGCGCAGACAGCUUGUGUUGCCGUCGCCACAGGUCGGAGAAGCAGAGCUGGAGGAAAUUGUCAAGAUGGGAAUGACCGGCGAGGAUGCGAACAAGAUCGCAGGCGCGAGCGAGAAUGAGUCUACAAAGGGUUUGGUAGGAAACUACACUAGUAUCAAUGCCGGACAGCCAAUUCGGACUCCUCGAGCACCUCCAACGGAGGACCGUGUUGCCAAUGAGAUCAAGAAUAUCCGCGCCCUGACAGAAACACAAUCCUCGCUUCUUGGAGGAGAAAAUACCCCACUACAUGAAGCAGGUACAACAGGUUUUGAUGGAAUUGCCCCAAGAAAAAUGGUCGUUUCUACACCCAACCCUCUUGCGACACCGUUCCGCCAGGGCGGAGGAGUUGGAGCUACGCCAAUGAAAAUUGGGCAGACGCCUUUAAGAACGCCGAGAGAUUCAUUGGCUAUAAACAAUGGAGCCUAUACAGGAGCUAUGGUCUCAAUGACACCAAGGGACCAGAAGCUACAGCAGCAGUCUUUGAAGGAGCGGCUGAAGUCUGGUUUUGCGUCCCUACCCAAACCAAAAGAUAUUGAGCUCGAGGAACCUGAAGAGCCUGAAGAUGCAGACAUGGAGGCCGGCCCCGCCAUUGUAAUUGACCAGGAAGAGAUCGACCGCCGCAUGCGCGAAAAGCGCCAAGCAGAGUUCGAGGCCGAGCAAAAACGCCGUACCCAAGUUCUCCAACGAUCGCUCCCUCGCCCAUCAACGCUAGACAUCGACGCUCUAGUCAACCGAGCACAUAACGAAAGUGAUGCAAUUAGAGCUAUGGUAUCACGAGAGAUGGCGACCUUGAUCGGCUCAGAUGCACUAAAAUACCCAAUUAAAGGCGGGAAAGUCAGUGGGUCACCAGGGCGUUUCGAGAAGUUUGAAGAUGAUCUUUUAGAGCGAGCAAAAAUGGAGGUGUUGAUGGAGUUGCCAGAGGAGGUUGCGAAGCAGGCUGGUAGUGAGUUUGAGGAGGCUUGGCAGAACGUUCAUGGGGCGCAAAGGAAUAUAUUACCAGGGUUGGAGGAGUAUGGGAGGGAUAGUGUGGAUCGCAUACAGUUGAUAGUGCAGGCCUUCGACUCCGCACAAGACAAGCUCACCAAAGAUGCCAUCCAAGGCAAUAAACUUGAGAAGAAACUAGGCCUCCAUCUUGGCGGUUACCAAUCCCGUUCUAAGCUCCUCACACAAAAAAUCAUUCAAGCCUCACAAGCAAUAUCUGAAACCAAACAAGACCUUGAGUCGUUUAGAACUCUGCGGAUUAGCGAAUCUGAUGCAAUCCCAAGGAGACUAGAGGCGAUUAGAACCGAGGUUGCAUUCUUGGACAAGAGGCAGAGGGAGGCGCAGGAGAUCUAUAGGGCUAGGAGAGAAGAGCUGGAAGCUUUGUAG
Messenger RNA from Morchella importuna, 2337 nucleotides. RefSeq lists its product as uncharacterized. The record is from RefSeq and is a predicted model, not a curated record. Lineage: Eukaryota; Fungi; Ascomycota; Pezizomycetes; Pezizales; Morchellaceae. Gene Ontology annotation, biological process: mRNA splicing, via spliceosome. The coding region runs from base 1 to 2337 and encodes 778 amino acids. The transcript has 4 exons. Gene Ontology annotation, cellular component: spliceosomal complex; Prp19 complex.